AUGGACCAACAGUCCAUGCUCCGGGCCCUCGCAGCUCUUGAUGACACGUCGCUCAUCACGGUCAUCACCGAGACGCUGCAACGGAGACCGGAGCUUGCUCCUGGGGUGGUGAACGGUGCUGUGCCAGACUUGACAUAUGCUCCUGCUGAUGCAUUGUCAAAGAGACGGGCGACCGGCCGAAUCAAGCCGAUGAUGGGCACGGGGUUUGGCUUCAUUGACUGCCCAGACUUAAAGGCGGUCUUUGGGCAUGACGUCUAUGUGCACAAAAACCAGGUGGGUACGCUUCCGCCGGGCACAGAGGUGAACUUCGCUAUCCUGCUGAGCAAGGACAUGAAGCCGCAGGCCUUCGAUCUGCAACCCACAGGCCUGCGCGAAAUGUCGCGGCAAGUGGCAUUUGCAGUCACCAUUGCAUGA
Molecule: messenger RNA, 414 nt
Organism: Symbiodinium sp. CCMP2592
Lineage: Eukaryota; Dinophyceae; Suessiales; Symbiodiniaceae
Source: the annotation of a GenBank genome assembly